Molecule: messenger RNA, 6003 nt
Organism: Drosophila grimshawi
Lineage: Eukaryota; Metazoa; Arthropoda; Insecta; Diptera; Drosophilidae
Gene: Set1
Product: histone-lysine N-methyltransferase SETD1
Exons: 6
Coding region: 246-5390 (1714 amino acids)
Cellular component (GO): Set1C/COMPASS complex
Molecular function (GO): RNA binding; histone H3K4 methyltransferase activity; protein binding
Source: RefSeq, a predicted model, not a curated record
UAUAUCGCAAAAUUUGUACGUCGCGAAUGGCAUAACUGCAAUGCUACCUUAAUAGCAUUGACUUUAGCGUCAUAAAAACCGGGGAAGUCACAUCCCGUCGAGGGAAAGAUACCUGCUACAUUUUCGUUCCCCUGCUAAUACACACCCGGAUAGUGUGGGCCCGCCGACGUAGCGGCGGUAGUCGUUAAAUACAAUAAAUUCUUUUUCUUAUUUAAGAUUUCUUAAACGUGGCCAAUUGCUCUCCUAUGGAUACAAGCAAUAACUACCACUCAAUUAAUGGCGGAGAAUCAUCAGCGGAACAGGCACAUACUACGAUGCAGGGCUAUCGUGAUGGAGGUGCCUUUAGUUCUUUGUCAAGUCAAACGAGGAUGCAUAGAAACUUUAAAUUGUUAGCGGAUCCGCAGCUAUUAAAAUGUGGCACCAAGCUGUAUCGAUAUGAUGGUGUUGUGCCUGGCGACCCCACUUACCCCACAGUUACACCUCGCGACCCACGAAAUCCACUCAUUCGAAUUCGAGCCAAACCUGUUGAACCGUUAAUGCUGGUAAUUCCACGGUUUGUCAUCGAUUCAGAUUACGUUGGGCAGCCGCCGGCUAUUGAAGUAACGGUAGUUAAUCUUAACGACAACAUCGACCGGCAAUUUCUUUCUAGCCUUUUGGAUAAAUGCGGGCCCACUGAUGAGAUAAACAUAUAUCAUCACCCAACGACAAACAAACAUCUAGGAAUUGCGCGAAUCGUCUUUGAGAGCACUAGAGGAGCACGCCAGUUUAUUGAGAAGUAUAACCAGAAAUCGGUAAUGGGAAAGAUUUUAAACGUAUUCUGUGAUCCUUUUGGUGCCGUUUUAAAAAAAACUAUAGACAAUCUGACAAAUCCCACUGUACCAAGACCUGUGAUUGGCACCAUACAACAUUCGACUACUCUAAUUGCGGCAAAGGAAUAUUUUAAUGAUUGCUCUGAAAAGGACGACCCAAAUUUGGUAUCAAGUAGUGGUCAUAAUUCGUUUCAUAAGACCACAGUGUUUGGAGAACUAGAUGGUGAUCGUCACAGAGAACGGGAGCGAGAUCGAGAUCGAUUUAUUAAAGAUCGUGUACGACACUCCGUAGAGCGAGGUUAUGACAGGGAGCGUGGAACACGUAAUAAAUAUACCAGCUCACGUCAUAGUCGUCAUUAUUAUUCUCGAGGAUCAAGAGAAAAGAGUCCGGAAUCAAGCAGGGAUCGCUUAUAUAAUGCACGAGACAGAGACCGAGAUCGAGAACGAGACCGAGACGUAAGGUCAUAUGACUAUUCGCGUGCAAAAGGAAGAGAUAAAUAUGGAGAGCGCAAUAGAUCAAGAGAUCAUUCUCGGGAUCGGGUAAGGGAGAGAAGAGAUUGUCGCAUUAGUUCAUCUAAAGAACGGGAUUACCGAGAACGAGAUCGGGAUCGAGAUCGAUCUAUUGAAAGUGAUCGCAAUGAUCGAAUUAGUGUUAAACACGAUAAACGGUAUUCAAGUAAUGAAUGCCCCAAAGAUGAAAAUGGGGCCUCGUCAGCGUUUAAAAACCAACAAUAUUAUUCUGGCAUUCCUGUCUCUAAUUUAAUACCGUCUGAUAAUUAUGGAUAUGGUCAUUAUGGCUACACUAUGGGCGAAAGUAUUCAUUCAUGGUCUAGCUCCUAUAGGAGAUGGCCGGCGGCACCACAACCAGAUUCACAGCCUGCUCCGCCACCGCCUCCACCCAUGGAAGAAGAAGAAAAUUGGGACGACCCACAACCUCCGCCAUUGAAUUCGCAUCCAAACGAUAAUUCGCCUGCAGCUGAUUUGCUUGCUUGCAUAAAGCUACUAUCACCGAAGCGAUCAAAGUCAAAUAAAUCGAAUAAUCUUCUGGAGACUGUUGCCGAAUCGGAAGUUAGCACAGAGAAUGUUGAUUUAGACACACGUAUUGCUUUGAUAUUCAAAGGAAAGACGUUUGGAAAUGCCCCACCAUUUCUGCAAAUGGAUAGUAGUGAUUCUGAGACAGAUAAGGCCAAAGGCGACGGAAAUAAUGAUACGGUUGAACUGCAUUGUGAUUCGAAUAGUUCCCACAACAAAAAAUCAACAGAGAAAAAUGUAGUAGCCUUGCAGCAGCACGGCGCCAGUGAUAUAUCAAGUGACGACGACAUUUUAAUUAAAAAGGAAACGGUUAAGCAACCUCUUGAGAAGUUUGAAUCAAUUGACAACAAUGAUGACAACAUGUCCUUGUCCAGUUUAUCCUCACAUGAAGAGACGACAAAAGUCUCAAGCCAAGCUACGAAAAUGAUGUUUUCUGCAUACACAGAUCCUCAUGUUUCUCAACAAAGCAAUUAUUAUUAUCAUCAUUCAGCCUAUAGCUAUGGACACUACCCUUCUGCCAUAGGCGCGAGCUCCGAAUUUACUGGGAAGUAUUUUUCGAAUCCUGCAUAUAUGCAAUCUUCAUAUCUACCUGGAGUGGUGUCUACUGAUGGAUUCAAUUUAGAUCCGUAUGUGCAGGCAUAUGGCUACCAGCAUACGCACACAGAUCAAAAUGACGAAAUGAAACAAAAUGUGAAAAAGGUUAUGAACUUUAUAGUUGAAGAGCUGAAACAAAUCCUCAAAAGGGAUGUUAAUAAGCGCAUGAUUGAAAUGACAGCUUUUAAAAAUUUUGAGGUUUGGUGGGACGAACAAACGGCGAAAUCGCGCUCAAAACCCUUAUUAUCAGUUGGCGAUUCGGCUACUGUGAGUAACCACUCAUUAGAUAAACAUUCAAGCCAAGAGAAGCCUCCCGACAUUAACCAUUUGAUCAACACGCAAAGAGAGAUGUCAGAUUUCCAAUCAUUUACCAGUAUCGGUAUACGAGCAGCAAUGCCAAAAUUGCCAUCAUUUCGACGUGUACCAAAGCAUCCUAGUCCCAUUCCAGAUAAGUCGGAGAGGGAUCUUAGCGAUCAAGAAGAAAUGGUACAGCGUUCCGAUUCAGACAAAGAUGAUUCAAAUAUGGACAGUUCCGAUGCUCAAAAUAUUAACAUAAAGCGACGCUCAUUGCAAAGGGAUGUUGGCAAAUUGCGGCUGACGUCAAGCAAUUUGCGUAGAAAAAGAGAGGGAAGUGCUUCAAGUUUCUUUUCGUCAUCAACAUCAUCGACAUCCAAUAGUGAUGGUGAAAAUGAUGCUGAAGAAAUGGGCAAUCGAGCUGAAAACGAAAGGAGUAGCGACGACGAAACUUUUGAUGAAGACAUCCCGUCAAGCAAUGCAAAUGAAAGGGACAAGUUAUCAAAAAGGCAUCGACGUGCCUUGAAAGCUGCAAAGGGGGGCCAAAUACAUAACGUAUAUUCAGACUCUGAGGAAGAUAAUCAUUCGAUAAACCGAAUAUCAGCAACUAAGCGAGGUCGUACGAAAAAAAUGGACAUAUACUCUGAUACUGAUGAUGAUGAUGAUGAUGAUGACGAUAUUGAUACUGACAGAAAGGAUAGAUCAAAACUAUUUACUGCAUCGAAAACUAAUGUUAUGUCAUCCAUUCCAUCCGACCUUGAAGAUAUUAGUAAAGAUAGUUGUUUCGGUAUCGAAGAAACUGGCAUUGCUUCUAAGUUUGUAUCCGAAAUAAAGACUGAUGCCAAAAAGGAAACGGAAACGGAAUCCCGCCGAUCGCCUACACCUGUCCCGCCACCGGAUUACAACGAGGAACCGGUUCAGAAGUCCGACGGUCCGAGUACAGCAAAACCGCAUUUUGAAUAUGAUCGUAUUUAUAGUGAUUCUGACGAAGAGCGCGAGUAUCAGGAGAAACGGCGUAGAAACACAGAGUAUAUGGCUCAAAUCGAGCGAGAAUUUUUAGAAGAGCAAAAGAAGAAUUCACAUCAGACAGAUGGUACAUUAAAGAUGGAUCUAAAACUAGAGAUUAAUAAAGUAUCAAGCUUUGAAAUGCCUGAAACACCUGAUAUAACAAAAGUGCCUCCGACACCAGGCGCAAAAUUAGUAUUUGAGGACUUAACAUUGUGCAAGAAAGAUGUUUCCGAUGCCAAUGAGGAAAGCAAACAUUUUGUGUGCGCAGUAAAGCCUGAUAUUAAUGUAAAAUGUGAGGAUAACAAGAAUGUUCAGUUCAAUAGUAAAGAUAAUUCGGUUGUAAAAACUGGUGCUUAUGAAACACAAAUUUGUAACGGGAAACAAUCACCUGCCUCCUCAGACAGUGGAUCGAGUCAAGCAUCCCAAGCUAGUCAAGUGGCUUUAGAACACUGCUAUUCCUUGCCACCGCACGCACAAGGUGACUUUUCCGCCGGUGCUGCAGCGGAUCGGUUUGAUUCGAAUAACAAAAAAGAGUCGGAUGGGACGCAAGUUGCAAGGCCAGGCCCAGGAAGACCUCGCAAAGAUUCUGUUCGUGCUCAAAAGAAAAAGAAGGAAUUGACUGGCCGACAGACCAAUAAGAAAAUGAAAAUUGAGUCGCUGAAGGACACACGUUCUGAGUUAGUUCGACAAACUUCCAACUUUAUUCCAUGCGAAAUGUUUAACACCCGUGAUCAAAACGAGGAAAUGGUCAUUUUAUACACUUUCCUUACAAAAGGCAUCGACUUGGAGGAUAUCAAGUACAUUAAGACCAGCUAUAUCGAGCAUUUACAAAAGGAGCCAUAUGCUAUGUUUUUAAACAAUACUCAUUGGGUUAAUCAUUGCACCACAGACAGAGCAUUUUGGCCAUCUCCUCCCAAGAAGCGGCGCAAGGACGACGAACUGAUGCGUCAUAAAACGGGAUGUGCACGUACUGAGGGCUUCUACAAGCUGGACGUACGUGAAAAGGCUAAACACAAAUAUCACCAUGCUAAGGCCAACACGCAUGAUGCUCAAAAUGAAGACAGAUGCGAUGAGCCGACGGCACUAACGAAUCAUCACCACAACAAGCUAAUAUCAAAAAUGCAAGGCAUUUCUCGCGAAGCUCGCUCGAAUCAGCGACGUCUUUUGACGGCAUUCGGUUCAAUGGGCGAGUCUGAGCUUUUAAAAUUCAAUCAGCUCAAAUUCCGUAAAAAGCAGCUUAAAUUUGCCAAGUCAGCAAUCCAUGAUUGGGGAUUAUUUGCCAUGGAACCAAUAGCGGCGGAUGAAAUGGUUAUUGAAUAUGUUGGACAAAUGAUUCGACCAGUUGUCGCUGAUUUAAGAGAGACAAAAUAUGAGGCAAUUGGCAUAGGUAGCUCAUAUUUAUUUCGAAUUGAUAUGGAAACUAUAAUCGACGCGACAAAAUGUGGCAAUUUGGCAAGAUUUAUAAAUCACAGCUGUAAUCCAAACUGUUAUGCCAAAGUCAUUACCAUAGAAUCAGAAAAAAAAAUUGUUAUAUAUUCAAAGCAACCCAUUGGAAUUAAUGAAGAAAUAACUUAUGACUACAAAUUUCCUUUGGAAGAGGAAAAAAUCCCAUGUCUUUGUGGAGCUCAAGGGUGUAGGGGUACUCUAAACUAAAGCAGAUAAACUUCGGCUUUAGAAUAUGCUACAAAAUUACUGAACAUAAAUGUUAAUUAUUGGUUUGAGUCAUAAGAAAUAAUUACAAAUAUAAGAAGUUCACAAUAUUAUUUUAUAAAUGCAGUUACAUUUAAAUAGAAAUUGAUUUUUAUCUUAAGUAACUUAAAAGCAUUGGCUUGUCCGUUAAUUUUAAAUCAAAAAAUAGAUUUUCAUUUUAUAAGAUUAUCGUACGUAACGUUUUGGUUAAUAAAGGUAAAAUUUAACAUGAUAAGUACAUAUAUAUAUUUAUAUGUGACAUGCCACACAAGCGAUUUAUGUUUACACUGUAAAAUAAAAUAAAUUAUUUUGAUCGCAGUGCGAAUAUAGUAACAGAAAACUACGAAUCGAUUUUCUCAUACCAGAUACGGCAUUCAAAUAUUCAAAUAUUUAGGUUAUCUGAUUUUAAUGCAUUCAUUUUAAUAGCAACAGUUGUAGCUUGUAAAUACAAUAAUAAAUUUAUUAAUGAAUGCAUAGAGUGUAUUAAAGUAGAAUAUGAAUAAUCUGUAUAAAGUUAAAUAACACAAAAGCAAGUGUAAAUUUUUCCUAUUUGUAUUAAAUACAUUAUUUAAAACUA